CAAGCAGAAAGACCAGGUGGCUGUUGGAAAGAGAAAAAGGACGACGCGCGACGCGUGGAUUCCAGGGACAGCCACGCACGGACCCCCGUCCCGUCGCCGGCCGCCUCAAGCCUGCCAAUGCCUAGAUUGGGCACAUGGCCGUCCGAACGCACCGUGCUGCCCAUUGUUCACUCAUCAAGGCAAUUCUGUGCAGAUCCAGCGGAAGGAGCUGCGUUUGGGUGAGAUACAGCAUCCGUUCUGACAUCCCGUGUCCAAAAGACAAAUGAUUUACUCAACAGACCAUGGACAAUCGACGAAUUCGGCCGAUUUGUGCCGUCCGAAACACCUACGAAAGCAUGAAGCGCGCAUGAUUAAAAGUCUGGAAAAGGAGCCCCGGGGCCUCCUUGCAGCACAGACUGCACAGUCCUCGCAGGUCCAAGGCAAUCUCAGGGUUAGGCAGGGUGUAGGGUAGCACUCUUCCAAACGACCAUCAUGCCAGACCAACGAUAUCCUUUCUGGCUUGGAGGAGUCGGGGCUUCAAUGGCUGCUGUCUGCACGCAUCCUCUGGACUUGACAAAAGUUCGCCUGCAGACCCUUUCCCACUCUGCAGCGAAGCGGCCAGGCAUGUUCUUUCUCAUUCGAUCUUCCAUAGCGCAGUCGGGCUUCCGGAGUCUGUACACCGGCCUCUCCGCCUCGCUUCUUCGUCAGAUGACCUACUCCCUCGUCCGCCUGGGAAGCUAUGAAAGUAUCAAGACAACUUUAUCUGAGAGUGGACGACCAUCUUCGGGCUCGCUCUUAUUUGCUGCGAUGCUUGCUGGCGGGCUGGGAGGUGUUGCCGGGAACCCCGCUGACAUUCUACUGGUACGAAUGACAAGCGACUCGAUACGGCCCCCAGAACAACGCUAUGGAUACUCUCACGCAUUCCACGGGCUUACAUGUAUACUACGUGAGGAAGGCGUUCGGGGACUCUUCAGAGGUCUUGGCACAAACACUACAAGGGCUAUCCUCAUGAACGGUUCACAGGUUGGUUCCUAUGAUGUCUUCAAAACUCUCCUUAUCUCCCAACCACUGCCAAUCAUUCAAUUUCAAUUUCGUGACAACUUGCUAUGUCAUGUAAUAUCAAGUAUCAUGGCCGGCGCAUUCGCAACGACUGUCUGUGCGCCUGCAGACGUGCUCAAAUCUCGACUGAUGUCUGCGUCAGGAAAUGUAAGUCUAUUAGAGGUUGUGACGCGGUCUCUUCGACACGAAGGCCCUAGCUUCCUAUUCAAAGGGUGGACACCAGCGUUCAUCCGGCUCGGGCCAAAUACGGUCCUAAUGUUUGUCUUUUAUGAACAACUUAAGAAAGGCUGGAGAACACUUGUUUGGUCUCCCCCGAACUCUCAUCCACAGACAAUCUAACCUGAACGCCGUAGAUCAUAGAUCUUAUCAGACCUACCUUAACGUCCCCAUUAGAAGGUCCGCAUUGCUUAUUUAUCAGUCUCAUCUUGGAUUUGGUAGCAUACCUUCAUGUCCUAUACCUGCAUGGUAGCAACGUAUAUUAUUUGGAUUAAAUAUUCUCGACCUAUUCUGUGCAUCUCCCAUGCUCAUCCAUUUUAGUCAGU
Molecule: messenger RNA, 1580 nt
Organism: Somion occarium
Lineage: Eukaryota; Fungi; Basidiomycota; Agaricomycetes; Polyporales; Cerrenaceae
Source: the annotation of a GenBank genome assembly